AUGAACUACUAUUCGACGGAUCGCGGCACCACUCGUUUCUCCCUGCGCUUUCUCGGCCUCCUCGAGCAGCAAACCCAGGAUUUGUCCGAGCUCCUGACCACGUCGGAGUUGGAUGACGCCUCGCAGGAGCGCCUCCGGGCCACCGCCAUCGCAUACACCCGCUAUCGCGCGGAGUUGGUCCAACGCAUCGGUGCCCUCGGGUUUCACCACCGCCCGGAGGGGACCUUGCGCGCAUUCCAGGGGGAUUCCCCCCUGCCGACACCCGGACGCCCGCUUCGCUCCGCCCGCCAAACACCCACCACCCUGGCGGAUGUGGUUCUGCAGGAGGCCCAGCGCCUGACCCGGUCCAGGCAGCCCCAGCCACCGGCCAAUGCCUCGACCACACGGGCCCUCUUUGCCCGGCCGGAUCUGCUGCGACGCGUCUUCGCCCCCUACCACGAGGCCCCCCGCCGGCGCGCGCUCCAGCAAAGUCGCCUUCAAUUGUCGGCUCUCUCCGGACGCGUGGUCCGCCAGGCCGGCCAUGGGCGUGUCCUUGUUGGCUUCCUCGGCGACUUGCCGGCAGCCGGCCCCGGCUCUGGACAUGUCAGCCCCUGUCUGAUUUUUCGCCCGGCCAUCGCCCGCGACGGCUCCCCCGGCCUGGCCCUCUGGCGACACACGGUCCCGGUGACGGUCAGCCGGCGCCUGGUCGCACACGGAUCGCACGCCUCCCUGGCCCGCGGGGGCCGGGCAGGCGUCAGCCCCCCGGAGCCUCGCCAGCCGGCCAGCUCCGCCAAUCUGCUGCUCGACGCGGCCGAACGUGCCCUGCAGGGCCUCGCCGUUCGCCGGACCCUUGCGGCCGACAUUGCCCGGCGCUGGGCCGACCUGACCAGCCCAUCGGCCGCGCCCGGCUCGCCGGCGGCCAAUCUCGGCACCGUCUUGCUGUCUGCCUUCCCCGACCCUCCGAUUGUCGAUGUCGGCUCCGGCUCAGGGAGCAUCUUCAUCUCCCUAAAGGGAAGACUCGACAUCACCUUGCGCUUCGACAGCGACUCAUCAACUUACCGGCCCAGCGAGGUCGACGUCCGCGUGCAUGCCGCCCAGCCUGGCGAGGAGGACCACCCCUCCCUCGUCGCCGCGGCCCAGGACAUCCGCCAGCUCUUCGCCGACCCCGGCACCUCGCCGGCUGUGGCGCUGGUGGUGGCGGCCCUCAUUCUGCGCCGUGCCCCGGUCCCGGAGCCCUGUGACGCCCCUCCGGCCUUGCCGGUGCCGGAGUCGGACUUUUCGAAAUCACUGACAAAUGCCGUGGCGGCUGCCCUGCUGGCGAAGCCGCCCUCCGGCGGCCGCCAUGCCGCGGAGUUGGGCCCGCCUCCCCGGCAAGCGGCGGCCACCUCCGCCAAAAUGACCGCCCGCCCUGUUGCCGCGGCCGCUGCCUCGGCGAGAUCCUUGGCCACUCCGCCGGAGGCCGCCCUGGCCGGGCAUCUCCCCGUGGCACGCCCGGAGCUCGGUGGUGCUGUGGACCUCCACACCCGAGCCGAGCUCAUCCAAGCCGGGCCACCUGCCGAUCGGCGCUUUGCCCUCGGGGGGAUCGGGCAUUUACGCCUGCCCGAGGAGGAGGAAGAGGCCGCCGCCGGCCGCCGGCGGCCGGUUCGCGUGUGCACGGUGGCCGACGAAUCGCGCUACAUGCUGAUCUUUGGCAUGCCGGAUCUCCGUGUAUUUGGCUCGCCGCUGGAUGCGUGCCAAGAUCUGGCCGAGUAUCUCGGCCGGCUGCUGGCCCCUGGCGCGCGGCCGGGCGAGGAGCCACCCCCCGGUGGGCUGCCCUCACCGGCCCCUGUCUGUCGGCUGGCCCUUGCGACCGAACUCUGCACGGCCCACCUGCCCUACGGGUACACCCAGUCCGAUGAAUUUCAAUCCAUGGCGCCUGUCUUUCUGGCCACCUUUCGCACAGUUCGCCAAGCGCGGCUGGCCAAGAGUCGCGCCAAUCGCCGCCACGCAUCCUCCCUGCCGGGGGUGCGUGUCCUCCGCCUGGCGUAUGCCCCGCAUUUGGAGACCCCCGACGAGCGAAGUGCCAAGUUCCGCCAACGCCAGCGAGACCUGCGCACCCGGGCCCGGACCGAAGAUGUUGGCCCGGCCCCCUAUGCCGGGACCUCGGCCGGGUCGCUGCCGGUCUGGAGCCUCCCCUCCCCCGGGCCGGGGCACCGACGCCGGCGGAUUUAA
Fonticula alba is the source of this 2190-nucleotide messenger RNA. RefSeq lists its product as hypothetical. The transcript is spliced from 6 exons. The record is from RefSeq and is a predicted model, not a curated record. Lineage: Eukaryota; Rotosphaerida; Fonticulaceae. The coding region runs from base 1 to 2190 and encodes 729 amino acids.